This is a messenger RNA of Rangifer tarandus platyrhynchus (Svalbard reindeer), 1158 nucleotides long. The record is from the annotation of a GenBank genome assembly. Lineage: Eukaryota; Metazoa; Chordata; Mammalia; Artiodactyla; Cervidae.
AUGGCGGCUGCGGCUGCACGCUGGAACCAUGUGUGGGUUGGCACCGACACUGGCAUCCUGAAAGGAGUGAACCUUCAGCGCAAACAGGCAGCGAACUUCACGGCGUCAGGACAGCCGCGGCGCGAAGAGGCGGUGAGCGCCCUGUGUUGGGGUGCGGGCGGCGAGACACAGAUCCUGGUGGGCUGUGCCGAUGGGACAGUGAAGCACUUCAGCACCGAAGAAGGCAGGUUCCAGGGCCAGAGGCAGUGUCCUGGAGGGGAGGGCACGUUCCGAGGCCUCGCCCAGGUCGACGGCACCCUCAUCACAUGUGUGGAUUCUGGGAUUCUUCGAGUCUGGCAUGACAAGGACAAGGAGGCAUCCUCUGACCCACUCCUGGAACUGAGGGUGGGCCCUGGGGUAUGUAGGAUGCGCCAAGACCCAGCACGCCCCCACAUCGUUGCCACUGGUGGGAAGGAGAAUGCUCUGAAGGUGUGGGACCUGCAGGGAUCUGAGGAGCCUUUGUUCAGGGCCAAGAACGUACGGAAUGAUUGGCUCGACCUGCGGGUUCCCAUUUGGGACCAGGACAUACAGUUCCUCCCAGAGUCACAGAGGCUCGUCACCUGUACAGGGUACCACCAGGUCCGUGUCUAUGAUCCAGCCUCCCCUCAGCGCAGGCCAGUCCUUGAGGCCACCUACGGAGAGUACCCACUGACAGCCAUGACCCUCACUCCUGAGGGCAAUUCAGUGAUUGUGGGGAAUACUCAUGGGCAGCUGGCAGAAAUUGACCUUCGACAAGGGCGCCUGCUGGGCUGUCUAAAGGGACUGGCGGGCAGCGUCCGAGGGUUGCAGUGCCACCCUUCAAAGCCCCUACUAGCCUCCUGUGGUUUGGACAGAGUCUUGAGGAUACACAGGAUCCGGAAUCCACGGGGCCUGGAGCAUAAGGUUUAUCUCAAAUCUCAAUUGAACUGCCUUCUCCUGUCAGGCAGGGAUAACUGGGAGGAUGAACCGCAAGAGCCUCAGGAGCCCAACAAGGUGCCCUCAGAAGACACAGAGACAGAUGAACUGUGGGCCUCCUUGGAGGCAGCUGCCAAGCGGAAGCUCCCCAAUUGGGAGCAGACCCAAGGCGCUCUCCAAGCCAGACGGAGAAAGAAGAAACGGCCUGGGUCCACCAGCUCCUGA